Neocloeon triangulifer is the source of this 1993-nucleotide messenger RNA. RefSeq names its product protein DEK-like. Bases 128 to 1771 code for a protein of 547 amino acids. The transcript has 7 exons. Gene Ontology annotation, molecular function: DNA binding; histone binding. Gene Ontology annotation, biological process: chromatin organization; regulation of double-strand break repair. Gene Ontology annotation, cellular component: nucleus. The record is from RefSeq and is a predicted model, not a curated record. NCBI's taxonomy places the organism in Eukaryota, Metazoa, Arthropoda, Insecta, Ephemeroptera, Baetidae.
CUGACAGCGAUUGUUUCGCGGCUUCGCGCCUGUUUUGUGUUUUGGUGUUUCGCUUCCUUUUGAUCGAGAAGCUUUCUGAGGUUGUGUCCUGUCCAGAAGUGUCCGAAAGAGUAAACACCAUCAUACCAUGUCGACCGAGAAUACUGUACUAGAGGCUGUAAAAGCCAAAGAUGAGACUGAGAAACAGCAAAACGGUGACGAUAGUGUAGAAACAAAGACUGCAGAAGGCAAUGCUACCAAGAAACCAGCAGCAAAAAAGGAAAAGGGUGAAGAGAAAAAGGCAAAGUCUGAAGAGAAGAAAAAGGCGAAGAAGAGAGCUGCUGAGUCAGAGGAAAAUGACUCGGCUGAUGACGAGAAGCAAAAGCCUCUGUUUGAGCAGCCUGUUGAGGUGUCUGGGGCCCGUGAGCGCAAAAAGGUGCAGCGUUUUUCUGAAGUGCUGAAGCCAGUAAAGGAGGACAAAGCAGUGAGCGUGCCAAAAGGAUCGGGCACUGCACUGGGGGAUAUUUUCUCUGUCAAUACAAUGAUCACCAAAAGCGGGGCUGAUGACCUAAAAAUUCUGCACAGGGUUUGCUUCAAUAGAGUGGGAAAGGCAACCACCGUCAAAAAGCUUCUGCGCCAAUUCAAUGGCUUUGAUUUUGUUGAAAGCUCUGAGGAGUACACAAAAAAGCUUGAACACAUCAAAAAAUUGGAGAAGAAGUCAUUGAGUUUGAUUGCAAAAGUCAUUGGCACUAAGCAGUCUGUGCCCAAAGAAGAGUUGUCAAAGAACAUCCUGGACUUCCUCCUGAAGCCCAAGGAACUGAAGGAAUCUGCAGCCAAGAAGGCUAAGACAAGCAAGGGCAAGAAGCGCGGAAGAAAGCCUACCAAGAAAGCAGCUGAUGAUUCCGACGAAGAGGAGGACGAGGCACCCGUUCCGAAAAAGAGCAAACUGGUAGUGAAGGUGGACAAGAAGAAGAAGGUUGAAUCAGGCAGUGAGCCAGAGGAGUCGGAAGAAGAGGAGAAACCAAAAAAGAGGGGAAGAAAACCAGCUAAUAAGAAGACAAAGCCGGCGGCUAAGAAGCCUAAGAAAAAGUUGUCCAGCGAGUCUGAAUUGUCAGAGUCUGAAGACGAACAGCCCAAAAAGAAGAAGGUGACAAAGAAAGGAUCUGCCUAUUCUGCCUCUGAGUCAGAGGAGCAGGCAAAGGAGGACUCUGAGGGCGAGGCAAGUUCUGAGGAGGAAAAGAAGCCCAAGAAAAAGGCUAAGAAACCAGUGAAGAAGGCUGCAUCCUCAGAAGAAAAUGAAGAAUCUGAAAAUGAGAAGCCAAAAAAGAAGGUCGCGAAGCCAACCAAAAACGCUAUGUCCUCAGAAGAUGAGCCUUCGGAGUCGGAAGAUGAAAAGCCGAAGAAAAAGACCAAGCCAGGGAAGGAGGCAAAGUCCUCAGAAGACGAGGCUUCAGAAUAUGAAGAUUCUGAAGACGAGAAGCCCAAGGCUAAGAAGAAACUGGAAAAGAAAAAGCCGGAUAAGAAGGAGAGAGCAAAAAAGGUUGAAUCCUCUGGCGAUGAAGACGAAGAUGUUUUGGAGAAGAAAGAGGAGAAAAAGCCUGCUGGCUACCCCACAGAUGAAGAACUGGAUAAACUGACCACAAAACUAACGAGAGCAGCUAACUUUGAGGUGGCAACCAUGAAGACAUUGUGCCAGGACGUUUUUGACUCAUUCCCUAAUAUUGACUUGUCAGAGAAGAAGGGCAUGAUCAAGACUGUCAUCAAGAGGGUGCUCAGCGAAAACACAGAUUAAGAAAUUUGACGAAACUACCCCCAAGGAACAUGGAACAAAAUAGGCGUAUUUUAAUUUUAACUCUUAAGAUGCAAAAGUUAUGUUGCAUUAUGGGAAAUAUGUAUGUUUUCUUAAUACUAGUAAUUUUAAAGACUAUGUGGCUCAUUUGUCCUGCUGCAACUUGAACCGGAUGCUUUAAUUAAAACUUUCUGACAAAUAAAAAUAUGAGAUGGUUUUAAUGUA